Messenger RNA from Bactrocera dorsalis (oriental fruit fly), 633 nucleotides. RefSeq lists its product as uncharacterized. Gene Ontology annotation, biological process: RNA catabolic process. The record is from RefSeq and is a predicted model, not a curated record. Lineage: Eukaryota; Metazoa; Arthropoda; Insecta; Diptera; Tephritidae. Bases 147 to 581 code for a protein of 144 amino acids. The transcript has 2 exons. Gene Ontology annotation, cellular component: ribonuclease H2 complex.
GCGGCAAAGUUGCCAACCUCAAUCAAGGGAUAAUGGGCUCUCUCAACAAACAAAAGAGAAUAGCUUCACGUCUUGUUAUAGUAAACGCGGUAGAGGAUACCAUGGUAGAAAUAUCCAUGAUUUAAACUACAAUUCAUUGCCUCAAGAUGUCUAUUUCUUUAAAAGUGCGUGGUGAUACUGAAAGUAGGAAUCUGGAAGUACAUUAUCUUCCAGCUAAAAUAAAUGGAAAUGGGAGCACAGAUGUAUCAAACUAUUUCAGUUCGUAUACACGGGAAGGCCAAGGUAACUUAUUAACAAAUGCUAUUCGUGGUUUCCCGCUAAAUGGAGAAAUUGUUGAAGUACCAACCACUCAUAGCUCAUAUGUUUUACAAGAAACUGAGUUUUCAAAUACUGAAAAAUCCCGGAAUAUAUAUGUGACUGGUAAUUUCAGUAAUUUUUAUUAUUGGAAUUAUGAUAAAAUACCAAGCAAUGGAGAUGCUUACAAGCAGGCUUUAUAUUUGUUCAACAUAUCCAAAGAGUUCUCUGAACCAGUAUCUGAAACGGAUAUCCAAAUUGAAAUUGAAAAUAGGAGAAAAAUAUAAAAAAAAAACACUAUAUAACAACAUUUAAUAAAAAUUUAGUUUAACUCUAAAA